AUGUCACGCCCUGCAACCUGUGCCAGCAAUGCAAACAAACACCCUGGAGAUAUUGUCCACAUCACAAACCAGCAGCAGCACUCAAAAAAGGAGAUCACUGCUGAAAAAAAAGAAAAACAGAAACAAGAUAAACAAGCAGCCAAGAGCACUGCAGCAGAACAAGCGCGCACCAAGACUGCCAUGCAGGAAGAUGUAAUGGCCAUUAAGCAACAAGCUCAGCUUACAGGCCCGCCAAAACUCAUUAGACCACAACCAAGGCCUCACAUUCCUGGAAAAAAAGGCACAGAACCCCAGACUGAUCCAGGAGACACACAACCAACUGCACCAACGAAGUUAGCAGCUACUCAGAAUACAGAGCAGAAGAGGCAUGCCCCAUUACAACUCAAGUUUAAAGAGAGUGUAAUGGCAAACCAGAAAGUCUCAAAUUCUGGCAUUUCUGUAUCUGACAGUGGGAGCAAAACACGUGUUGGAAGCACUGUCAGCAAAUACAUCACCAAAUCGCUUCAAAGUUCUAAGCAACUGGGUGCUGAAGGUGUUGUCAAGAAUUGGGCUGACAAAGUCGCCAAAUCUGCAAAGAAGUCCCAGGCCAAAUCGAGCAAACCAUCAGCACCUACUAAUGUCUGCACCACUGUCCCAGAUGACAUUGACAUUGAGUUGGAUGACGAUGUACCUGAGGAGUAUGAACCUCAUAAAGGAGGGGAUGGAAAAAAACCCAAGAGCACACAAAAGGGUAAAAAAUGUGCGUUUUCAGCUAUCAAGGACUCAGAAUUCGAGGAAGCAGCUGACCCCAAGAACGAAGAGGUGCUCGAAAUGCUUGAUGACCCCAACACUGCUGUGAAUGGUGAUGAUGGUGAGGACCAAAUCCAAGAUAGUGAUGUGGACAUGAAGGUUGCUGUUUGUUCGACAACAUCUAUGUCCACAGACAUCUCCAACAAACAAACAGCUAUGAAGUGCAUCAAGACAGAGGAGGCUACUAGCAAGGCAGCAUCCAUCAACUUGAAAAAGGUAAAGCCCAGGAAUGCUCAUAUACCUGACAACAUUGCCAAGAGCUGGAGAGCGACAUUCCUUCCUGUGCUCAUGUACUGGGUUGGAAAUUCUAGCUACGGCUGGUCCAUCCCAGAGGAAGAUCUCUCCAAUGCGCUUUAUGAGAUAUCUAACUGUAUUGGUGGUAAGAACCGGGGGGGCAUGAGAAGGUUGACACCCUGGACAGUGGAAUGA
Suillus bovinus is the source of this 1218-nucleotide messenger RNA. RefSeq lists its product as uncharacterized. NCBI's taxonomy places the organism in Eukaryota, Fungi, Basidiomycota, Agaricomycetes, Boletales, Suillaceae. Bases 1 to 1218 code for a protein of 405 amino acids. The transcript has 7 exons. The record is from RefSeq and is a predicted model, not a curated record.